Molecule: messenger RNA, 2251 nt
Organism: Carassius carassius (crucian carp)
Lineage: Eukaryota; Metazoa; Chordata; Actinopteri; Cypriniformes; Cyprinidae
Gene: ift70
Product: intraflagellar transport 70
Exons: 19
Coding region: 160-2115 (651 amino acids)
Biological process (GO): cell adhesion; intraciliary transport
Cellular component (GO): axonemal microtubule; intraciliary transport particle B
Molecular function (GO): intraciliary transport particle B binding; actin filament binding
Source: RefSeq, a predicted model, not a curated record
AGUAACGCUGUAAUGAUUAUGUCACAUCCGUUUCUGGGACGGUUGCUAAGAUACAGGAAGGCUGCGUCUCUGAAAACAUAGAAGGGUUGCAUCUUCAGCUUUCUUAAUUUGACGUUUUUGUUUAUGGGGUAAAGCUACACGUAGCGUUUGUUUUCGACAAUGCCGCUAACAACUAUUAAAGACGGCGAAUACACGGCCACCGUGUACAAAAUGAUCAAAGAAGGGCGAUAUGGAGACGCAAUUCAUAUUCUGAGCAAAGAGCACCAGAAACACACUAAAUCCAGGGCUGCUCUGUCUCUGCUGGGUUACUGCUACUAUCACAUGCAGGACUUCACUAAUGCCGCAGAAUGUUAUGAACAGCUGACACAGCUUCACCCAGAGGUCGAGGACUACAAACUUUACUAUGCUCAGUCUCUGUAUGGAGCGUGUGCCUUCCCAGAGGCCAUGAAAGCCACUUUUCUCUUGGACAGCACAACUAGUCAUACUAAGAUGAUUAAACUGCAAGCUGCCAUCACAUAUGGAGAGGAAGAUUUUUCAGGUGCAAAGACUCUGGUUGAGCAGUUGCCUCAGGACGAUCCAGACUAUGAUGUAGAUCUCGGGUGUUUGCUUUAUAAGGAGGGCGAGUAUGAAGAGGCUUGCAAAAAGUUUACGUCCUCCAUGAAUGUACUGGGCUACCAGCCAGAUCUGGCCUACAAUAUAGCACUUUGUUACUACAGUUUAAAGCAGUACGCUUCAGCACUCAAAUAUAUUGCAGAAAUUAUUGAACGUGGAAUCAGAGAGCAUCCAGAGCUCAGUAUUGGAAUGACAACAGAAGGCAUUGAUGUAAGAAGUGUCGGCAACACCCUCGUCCUGCACGAAACUGCUUUGAUUGAAGCCUUUAAUCUGAAAGCAGCUAUUGAAUACCAGCUGAAGAACUAUGCUGCCGCACAGGAAGCACUGACUGAUAUGCCCCCCAGAUCAGAAGAGGAGCUAGAUCCAGUCACUCUUCACAACCAGGCCCUAAUGAACAUGGACACCAAGCCCACAGAGGGUUUUGAGAAACUUGCUUUUCUCCUUCAGCAAAACCCCUUUCCUCCUGUCACUUUUGGCAACUUACUAUUGCUUUAUUGUAAACAUGAGUACUUUGACCUUGCUGCAGAUGUCUUGGCUGAAAAUGCUCAUCUCACUUACAAGUUUCUCACACCGUACCUCUAUGAGUUCCUGGAUGCCAUUAUCACAUGUCAGACAGCACCUGAGGAAGCUUUCCGAAAAUUUGAUGAAAUUGCUGGAAAACUGACUGAGCAACUGCGCAAGGUUACGAAACAGGUGCAGGAAGCAAGGCACAAUCGGGAUGAUGAAUCUCUAAAAAAAUAUGUCCAAGACUAUGACGAGGUUCUUGAGAGGUACAUCCCUGUACUAAUGGCACAGGCCAAAGUCUACUGGAACCGUGAGAACUACAGCAUGGUGGAAAAGAUCUUCCAUAAGUCACUGGAGUUCUGUAAUGAGCACGACACUUGGAAACUUAAUGUUGCUCAUGUGCUCUUCAUGCAAGACAACAAAUAUAAAGAAGCCAUUGGCUUCUAUGAGCCCAUCGUUAAGAAGCAUUAUGAGAAUAUCCUUAACGUCAGUGCGAUUGUCCUUGCUAACCUGUGCGUGUCAUACAUCAUGACCAGCCAAAAUGAAGAGGCAGAGGAACUGAUGAGGAAGAUAGAGAAAGAAGAGGAGCAAAUCUCGUAUGAUGAUCCAGACAAAAAAAUCUUUCAUCUGUGUAUUGUCAACCUUGUAAUAGGGACUUUGUAUUGUGCUAAAGGGAACUAUGACUUUGGCAUUUCUCGUGUCAUAAAAAGCCUUGAGCCUUACAACAAAAAGCUUGGAACAGACACGUGGUUCUAUGCUAAGAGAUGUUUUCUGUCACUGCUGGAAAACAUGGCCAAGCACAUGAUCAUGCUCAGGGAUUCAGUGGUGCAAGAGUGUAUUCAGUUCCUAGAGCACUGUGAAUUGUAUGGAAAAGAUGUGCCUGCCAUCAUAGAGCAGCCUCUGGAGGAGGACCGCAUGCACAUUGGCAAGAACACGGUCACGUAUGAAUCACGCCUGAUAAAAGCUCUCUUCCAUGAAGUCACAGGGUGGAAUGAGUAAUCAUUCAACUUCAUAUAGCUAUAUCAGAACAAGAUAUUGGGCAAAUAUUCACCACAGACCACAGUCUUCUGACUGGUGUUUUACACUGAUUUCAUGGAUGGAUGGAGGUCUGACUAAUAAAAGACAUCUCAACGUG